CUCGAGCAGUUCAAAAAUAUUUCCAAGACAAAGCCGUAGCAGCUCAAAAAGCAGAAAAAGCGCAAGAAUUACAGCUAAAAAAAAUUGCAGCAUUUGCAGCAAAGGAAAUAAGAACAUUUUGGGCCAAUGUGGAAAAGCUAGUGGAAUGGAAACGUGUCCAGAGAGUGGAAAGAGCCCGUAAAGAAGCUCUCGACGAGCAACUGAGCUACAUCGUAGACCGCACGGAGCGGUACUCGCGCCAGCUGGCCGCCAACCUGCACUCGGCGGGCGGCGGCGACGCGCCCGACGCGGCCGACGCGCCCGACACGCCGCCCUCGGACGACGAGUUCCAGCCGCGCAGCGACUCGGACGACGACGAGGAGACCAUCGCGGCCGCCGAGCGCGAGGCGGGCGACGCGGCCGACCACCGCGACGAGCUGGACGCGCUGCGCCGCGAGUCGCGCCUGGCGCUGGGCGACCUGCUGCCGCCCGGCUACGUGCCCGCGCACUCGCCGCCGCCCUCCGACUACGGGCCCGACGGCGACUCCGCCGACGACGAGGACACGAUCGCGGAGCAGGAGCGCCGCGAGCGCGCCGACGAGACCGCCGCGGAGGUGGCCGCGCUGCGCGACGAGGCCGAUCUCGACCUGGACGAGCUGCUGCGCCGCUACCGCGCGCCCGCCACGCCAGCCGCCGAGCCGCCCGACAGCGACUCCUCCAUCGCCACCGAGGUGGACGAGGACGAGGACCAGGACCAGGACCAGGACGAGAACGAUACGGAUUCAGAUGACGAGGAGUCGACGGGUUCUGAACAUUUGGAGGCGUUGAUGGACAGUACGGAUGGCAAAAGCGAAGCCGUCGACGAAAGCGGCGAUAAGGAAGAGGGGUCGCAACGCGUGGAAGCGGCGGCCUCGCUAGCGGCGUCGCUGCAGCCCACCGGCACGACGCUGUCGGAGACGGCGGUGGGCACGCCGGUGCCGCGGCUGCUGAAGCACUCGCUGCGGGAGUACCAGCACGUGGGGCUGCACUGGCUGGCCACCAUGCACGCGCGCCGCCUGAACGGCAUCCUGGCGGACGAGAUGGGGCUGGGCAAGACCAUCCAGACCAUCGCGCUUUUGGCGCACCUGGCGCUCGAGCGCCGCGACUGGGGGCCGCACCUCGUCAUCGCGCCCACUUCCGUCGUGCUCAACUGGGAGAUGGAGUUUAAAAAGUGGUGCCCCGCGUUCAAGAUACUCACUUACUACGGAACGAUCAAAGAGCGGAAGUUGAAACGCGUCGGUUGGACGAAAGCGAAUUCGUUUCACGUGUGCAUAACCUCGUACAAACUGGUAGUGCAGGACCAUCAAAGCUUUCGAAGGAAACGGUGGAAAUAUUUAAUUCUCGACGAGGCGCAGAAUAUCAAAAACUUUAAAUCCCAGCGGUGGCAGAUGCUGCUCAACUUCCAAACGGAGAGGCGGCUGCUGCUGACGGGCACGCCGCUGCAGAACAGCCUGCUGGAGCUGUGGUCGCUGAUGCACUUCCUGAUGCCGGACGUGUUCGCGUCGCACAGUGAGUUCCGCGAGUGGUUCGCGCCCGUGGCCGGCAUCGCGGAGGGCAGCCACCGCUACAGCGAGGCGCUGGUGCGGCGCCUGCACGAGGUGCUGCGCCCCUUCCUGCUGCGCCGCCUCAAGGCCGACGUGGAGCGCCAGAUGCCGCGCAAGUACGAGCACGUGCUCAUGUGCCGCCUCGCCAAGCGCCAGCGCUUCCUCUACGACGACUUCAUGUCGCGCGCCAAGACGAAAGAGAGUCUCGCCUCCGGCAAUCUGUUGAGCGUAAUCAACGUGCUAAUGCAACUGCGAAAGGUGUGCAACCACCCGGACCUGUUCGAGCCGCGGCCGGUGUCGUCCCCGCUGCAGCUGCCGGCGCUGCAGUACCGCGUGCCCGCGCUCGCGCUCAGUGAUAUGAUAUAG
Zerene cesonia (dogface butterfly) is the source of this 1928-nucleotide messenger RNA. Its product is annotated as helicase domino-like. Gene Ontology annotation, cellular component: Swr1 complex. The coding region runs from base 807 to 1928 and encodes 373 amino acids. The record is from RefSeq and is a predicted model, not a curated record. NCBI's taxonomy places the organism in Eukaryota, Metazoa, Arthropoda, Insecta, Lepidoptera, Pieridae. Gene Ontology annotation, molecular function: histone binding; ATP binding; ATP-dependent chromatin remodeler activity. The transcript is spliced from 5 exons.